CUGACGCGCCACACAGAACGAGACCACAAACGAGAUUAUAAUUCACAAUUCCCCGUUCCAAUGCUACAAAAUUGUAAGAUGAAUAGAAUACAAAAAACUUCAAUUCGUAGUUUACUCGUAUCGAUCCGAUGUCAGGUCCGGUUCGAACUGAUCUGUUGGUUUCAUCAAAGAAAAUUGCGAAACUCACUUUUUUGCCACACUCUGUCAAUUURRUCGCAUAUCAUUAAUAACGAAAACAUUUAUGAAACCGAAACCAAAAAUGCCUUUUCACAGUGCAAAAAGUCAACCGGCAAGUGUGGAUCGGCCUAGGAAGCACCCUAAUCAUCGCUGCUUCAGCAUACCCUGUCUUUUCGAAAGACGUUCGACCAGGUCACGAAUUGUUUAGCUCAGAAAAACCAGAAGCUGUGUUGUUGGCACAGGAGGCAAGRCAAAAAGAGUACCGCAAACAACUCGAAAAGCGACGCGCCGAACUCAGGGCUGAGCAAGAAGCGUCAUCGAAAUAAAUAGUGUCAGCGGCAUUCAGCACAAAAUCAUAAAACUGUUUCAAUCUAAAGAAGGUGAGAGCGCCAGAAAAAAACUUGUCAAAUAUACGGAACGAACAAUAACCGAAGCAAGCAAAAUGGAGGCAGAUAUGCAGGCGGCAAUCGAGGCGUUCAUGCUCGGAAAAAGCAAGAGCAGUGCACCAACGUCACCGCAGAAAGAAAGUGACGAUAAUCAUCAGAACAGCAACGUCCGGAAGAAAUGCUACCGCUCGAUCCUCAGAGCAUUUCAGGGGAGAGUYGAAGAAUGGAACGACGCAAAUAAACAGCUGAAAGGUGUGUUGGGGUCGAUCGCCAACCUUCGUGAUCGUGUGUACUGGGAGAGUAGUCGGUUGAAGGCGUUCUCAGUUGGGAUGGAAGGAAAAGAUAUGGGAUUGAAUAAGCGACACGUGAAACAAAAACACCGGCAGCCGCCGUGGAGAAGUAGUGGAUAUAGAAACACGUUGUUCAUGCACRGAGGCAGUUGUGCUUUGUUGAAGGAGGAGGAUAUCCAAUUAGCACUGAAUCAUGAUCUUCUCCAGCACGAGCGAAUGCUGUCAGCAUUAAGAAGUACUAUGGCAUCAAUGGCAAAAACUGUAGAUGACAUUGGACGACGCUUAGAUGAAUGGAUGAUUCAUAACUUGAAUAAUGAGAACGAUUGGAUGAUUGAGGACAAGAAAACAGUUGCAGCUCGGCUGCAAGAAACUGAGGCACUAGAACUUGCGCAAGAAGUCUUUUCUCUAMUGGCAUCUGAUCUAUACUCCAAGCAAAWGAUGGCUAUGAAGGUCUUUGAUUCCUGCCAUGACGGUGUACUGGAAGUUGUGGACGUCCAUACUACCAGCACAGGUCUAUCGAAUGAUAAUACUUUGUGGAUGUCGGAUCCCCGGGCUGUKAUAAAAAGAGCAUCGAAAGAGUUUCCAAGUUCCGAUAGCAGCGAUCCAACCUUGGCUGCUGUCAAUCAAUUGAUGAACAUAGACUAAUUACUGUAGACUAUGAUUCCACGUGUGCGUCCCAGGGAUGAUUAACUUAUG
Molecule: messenger RNA, 1549 nt
Organism: Pseudo-nitzschia multistriata
Lineage: Eukaryota; Bacillariophyta; Bacillariophyceae; Bacillariales; Bacillariaceae
Source: the annotation of a GenBank genome assembly